CCGUCAAAGCUCCACCGUCUCUUCUUGGACUAUGCCUGGCCCCAGCGAGGGUUUUUUUUUUCUCUUUCAGUAAAAACCCUGACCGCAGGCUGCGCAGCAGCGGCAUCGGGAUCCGUACCAAACCCACGACGAGCAGGGAGACCACACGCAACGGCUGCGAGCGGCGUGACAGUCACGACUAUGGCGCUCCUCAAGUUGGAUAACGCUGCUCGGCCUUAGCGAGAGAUGUUCGGGAGCGCGCAGGAGGUUUGACGGGCAUGUCUGCGGCGUCCCUGGUGGGAUAGAGCCGGGGAGAGGGGGCACGGCGCGGGGCCAGCCCGCUUCACUGCGCCGCUCCGCCCCAUGGAGGCGGCCGGGACUCUGAGCUGCAGGGCCGGACACUCACCUGGGAACACACACCUGGCCGAAACACGCGUUUGAGAACAAGAACAGCGGCUCUCACAGCGGGGGGUUUAAACGAGUUACCUGGUAACUUCUCAGAGAGUCUGUUUACAGAGCGAAAAGUUAAUUUAGGACGGAUGAACAACGCACUAUUACCGAGUAGAUGGACUUUAUCCAUGUCUUUUCUAACUUCUCUAGUGUAUACAUCCGCAGAUUAAACCAUCUGCUUUCGAGAGCUGAAUUGUCAAAUAAGGACUUUUGCUUUUUAUUUUUAUUUUUUUGCUUCCUUCAGCAAACAUGUCACUCAAAGAAAACGCUUGUCGAAAAUUUCAAGCCAACAUUUUCAACAAAAGUAAAUGUCAGAACUGCUUCAAACCCAGAGAGUCGCAUCUUCUCAACGACGAAGACUUGAAUCAGGCAAAACCUAUAUAUGGAGGAUGGUUGCUACUGGCACCCGAGGGAACAAAUUUUGACAAUCCCUUGCACAGAUCGCGAAAAUGGCAAAGGCGGUUCUUUAUCCUCUAUGAGCAUGGUUUGCUUCGCUAUGCUCUGGACGAAAUGCCCAGCACUCUACCCCAGGGUACAAUCAAUAUGAACCAAUGCUCUGAUGUCAUCGACGGUGAGUCCAGGACGGGCCAGAAGAACUCACUGUGCAUCCUGACCCCUGAGAGAGAACAUUUUAUAAGAGCUGAGUGUAAAGAAAUCAUCAACGGGUGGCAGGAGGCUCUGACUGUGUACCCCAGGACCAACAAGCAGAACCAGAAGAAGAAACGCAAGGUUGAUCCACCCACUCACCAGGGUGGAGUAACUCCAAGCCAGUGUUUUUCCACUGAAGACAUGAAUGGACACCCUGAGCCUGGGCCUGCCAAGGUAACUGUGACUGGAGGCAGCAUCCCAUGUCUACCCGGCAGUAUCGCAAGUGCUGAGCGUGUCCCUAUGAGCCGUGCCACCCUGUGGCAAGAGGAAAGCCACUGGAGCAGGGCCACUAUCCCCUGCAGCCGCAGCGCCUCCUGUCUAAGCCAGUUAAGCCAGACCCAACCAGACUCCAAUAUCGUUUCUCAAGAUGAUGCUGGUUCUGUGAGCAAUGGACGAAAGGUCAGAGUAGAGAGUGGCUACUUUUCCCUGGAAAAGACCAAGUCAGAACCUUCUCCACAGUCUGAACCUCAAUCCCAGCAACCCCACAGUCUGCCCCUGUCAUCUUCAGCAUCAUCUUCCUCUUUAGGAGCUCCCAGUUCCAGGUACAACUCUGAAUCAGACGCCCACAUUUCCACUCAUCACCCCUCCCAAGACCCUCUUCCCUCUCCAGGUGCACUUUUUCCCCAAAGCUACUCCACCAUCAGCUCUUCCCAGAGCUCGCUGGACUCUGAACCCAGUGGGGCUGCACCUGCCUGGGAGGGGCACAAUGGUGGUGGAGGGAGCACUAGUAGUGUCAGUGGUGGAGGAAGCAGGGUUGGCCGGGCUGGUAGGGAGUAUACAACACUGUCUGAUGUUCCACGGGCUCGCAGAUUGAGCUACAGAGAAGCCUUUCGCUCAGAGAAAAGGCGUCAAGAGCUGAGGGCAAGGACACGGAGCCCUGGGAGAGAGGAGGUGGCUCGCCUGUUUGGGGAGGAGCGCAGGCGAUCUCAAAUCAUCGGGCGUUUCGAGGAGGGUCAACAUGUUGAACGUAUGGACACAAGCAGCUCCAGUGACCCCUCGGCCAACACCGCACCAAUCCUGAGACAAGGCCGCAGUGAGAGACGCUAUCUGGAUAACAAACACGAGAUGUCACUAGAUACAGGGAAAGAGUCUUUAGCCCCUGAUGUGUCCAGCUCUAGUUUUGUCAACUUAAGAAGAGCCAAGUCAUUGGAUCGUAGAGUCACCGAAUCAUCAAUGACUCCAGAUCUCCUGAACUUCAAAAAGGGAUGGAUGACAAAGCUUUAUGAAGAUGGAGUGUGGAAAAAACAUUGGUUUGUCCUGACAGACCAGAGUUUGCGGUACUAUAAGGACUCAAUAGCUGAGGAGGCUUCUGAACUGGAUGGUGAGAUUGACCUCUCCACAUGUUAUGAUGUCAAAGAGUUCCCAGUCCAGAGAAAUUAUGGCUUCCAAAUCCUUUGUAAAGAGGGAACGUGCACCCUGUCAGCCAUGACCUCUGGAAUUCGUCGCAAUUGGAUUCAGGCCAUUAUGAAGAAUGUGCGACCCACUAUUGCCCCUGAUGUUACCCGGAAAAACAUCUCACUGAAACUAUCCGUUCUGAAGCCAAGAUCCCUUCCUGAAGAGAAGAUGCAAGGCCACGUGAUGUUAGAGCCAUGUCCACAGGGCACCGCUGAGCCUAGUCCUAGUCCUGAGAAGUCCAAGCCCGAUGCUCACAAACAACACAGCACAGCCGUUCCUGCCUCUGAGCCACGUAAAAGCAGAGUCCGUGAGCGCAGACGAGAGGGCCGUUCAAAAACUUAUGACUGGUCUGAGUUUAAAAUGGAGCAGACAAAGGAGCCCACGAAAGACCGAACUGACACGGUUGACCUCAGCUCAUGCUCUACCACCUCCUCCUUUUGCUCUCCUUCUUCUUCUCCCUCUUCAUUGGCAUCUUCCCCUGUCUCUUCCUCCUCCUUGCAAACCACAUCUGUAUCAGGUCCUCUCCCAUCAUCUAUGACAGAAGAAGCAGAAAAGGAGAAUGCCAGGAGUGACAUCCUUCCUCGCAGCACAACCAGUGGAAGUCAAAUGUCAAAUACUGUUUCUACUAUUUCUACACUUAACACUACGCCAGUACAGCUAAUGACAGCCAAAAGUCUAGAGCAAGGAAAGAUGGAAGUAGACCACACCAAUGUUGUCUGUCAAAGAAGUGAUGAGAACAGAUCUUCAGAUGUUCACGAAGAGAUUGAACACCGAUGGCAUCAAGUGGAGAGGACACCAUUAAGAGAAGAGAAGCAAAUACCCAUAACCACAGUUUUAGGCGACACUGACCGUUUGCCUGCACAUGAGCUUGCUGCGCUGCUAGACAAGGAGUUGGGACAGAAGCAGAAGGAAUUGGACCAACUACAAGAACAGAACAACCUUUUAAAAGAGCAACUGGAAGAUGCACUAGGGAGAACACAACAUGCCAGAGAAGGCUAUGUACUGCAGAGUGCAACACCUCCUUCCUCUUCACCGCACAAAGUUCCAUGGCAACACUUGCACAAGCUUAAUCAAGAUUUACAGGGUGAAUUGGAGUCCCAAAAGCGCAAGCAGGACUUUGCUCAGCAGCAGAUCCGGACCUUAAAGAGAAGUUACACUGAAGCCCAGGAUGCUGUAGAGCGCCAUGAGACCGACAUCCAGACUCUGCAGGCUAAACUUGCAUCUGCUAUGGCUGAAAUCUUAGCAACUGAACAGGCUGUGGUCCGUAUGAGGAAUGAGCUCAAGUUGGAGCAGGAGCGUUCAAAAGAACAAGAGGAGGAAUACAGCCGCAGUGAGGCUACUCUUAGAGCCCAGCUGAAGGACAGUGAAGAUAGACUCCGUGAAGUCGAGGCCAGUCUCUUGGAGAGAAACCAGGCUCUCAGGCACCUAGAGCGCCAGCAGGCCCUGCAGCGGGACCACAUGAGAGAGGUACAGAGGUUGCAGGAGAGGCUACAAGAGGUAACUGCAAGAUUAAUUGCUACUGAAGAGGGUCAGGCACUAAAGGAGGAGCGUUUGAGGAAGGAGCAGCACAGCAUACUAGAAAGUCGUGAGAGAGAGAGACAGAAUCUUUGUAGAAGAUUAGCUGAGGCUGAAACUGCAUUGAAGGAAUCUGAGGACAGACUGUUGGAGGCUGAGCAACAAGUUAAGGCUUUGUUAAGAGGAAGACGAGCCUCAGGGGGUAAAGAAUACAGAGAGGAAGUGUUAAAGUUGCAAGAACAGCUGGCCCAAAAGAAUGACAUGGUGGAGACACUGAAGGAAAGUGUGCGAAGGCUAGAAGAAGAAAAAGGUCAUCUCACCUGCCGGUGUCAGGAGCUUCUCAACCAAAUAGCAGAGGCGGACCGUGAGGUAAAUAAGCUCCGCAAUCGUCUGGAAACUGAAGAAGCUGAUUACUACACCUUGGAGCACUCCUACGAGAGGGCUACUCAAGAAUUUAACAAAAUGAGUCAGUUCCUUCAAGAAAAAGAUAAAGAGAUUCAGCAGACGAAGGAAAUGUAUGAGAGGUUGAUGGAACGUAAAGAAGACGACCUAAAAGAGGCCCUUGUCAAAAUGACUGUACUUGGUUCAAGUUUGGAGGAAACUGAACAGAAGUUGCAAGCUAAGGAGGAUCUUUUGUGUCAAAUGAGUGAAACCCUCUUACAUAAAGCUGAGCCUUGCAAAGCUGAAAAAGAUCUCCAAGCCAAGCUGGUCAUCGCAGAGGACCGCAUUGCAGAAUUGGAGCAGCAUCUCGAUGCUCUCCAGUUGGACUAUGCUGAUCUACACAUGGAAAGGGAGCAAAUCCCCAAACAGGGCAAGAAAGGAAAGAUUAAGAUCUCAUCUUCCUCUUCAUCAAAUACAGAGCUCUCUUUGGAUAAUUCUACCAAGACUAAGAACUCCCAAGAGGAGAGGGAAUCUCAGGCUAAAAAACCCAGAAUACAUUUUUCAAGUAUUCAGUGCCAAAAAUACAUCAGUCUGGAGGGCAUGGACACUGAUCAUGUAAGCAGUCGUUUUGUUGAGGAAGAACAAAGGGAUAACCAGGAUGUAAGUGUAGACCCGCAGCCAACUGAAGGAAACGUAUCCUCUGAAAUUGCACUGCCUCAUACAAGUGACCCAGAGAAGUUCAUCUCCAUCAUACAUAGCCUAGAAACUAAAUUGCUUGCUACUGAGGAUAAGCUGAGGAAUCUCACGCAGAAUUUAGAUGUGAAACAACUUAACCAAAAAGAAGAAAUGUCCAAGAGUGAUCUAAAGUCACCUCGCUCAGUUAAAGAUAUCAGCGGUGAAGGUGGAAUGGAGAUUAGUGCUGCUAUUACGCAAUAUACCAAGGCCCUGGUGUGGGUUGAAAGUAGUCGAGAGAAAGUAAGGGCUAUGCUCAGUGGUUCCCAUGGCAACACUGACUCACAUCUGCACUCAUUGUCAGAGAUAGAGAGUGAUUUAUUCAAUGCAUCUCUGCACAUUCGACAAGGUCACAAGACAUUGGAAGAGCAGUCGCCCCCAGAUAAUAUAAAUCAACCCCCUGAGGCUGGAGAUGGUGAGGCAUUGCAUCUCUUUGCCAAAACCUUGUCUUUUGAAGCAGUUGUUUUGAACAAAAUGGCUUUGCUAUUACAAACCUCAAAGUCUGACCUUCUACAAGCUCUUGUUGAAAUAUGGGAAGACGUUGAUUCCAUUAAAAUGAGUGAAAAAGACUCUUUGGCGAUAGUUUAUGCAGAUGUCUUGAUCAGGAAGUUGAUUUUAGAGAGCACCUUCUGGAAAGAACUGGGCGUAGCAGGGACGGAGGUUGCCAAAUCCAACGAGAGUGAUGUAUUAACAGACUUAGAGGUUGAUGCCUCAAUGGUGUUUAACACCUUUGUCAAAUCAGAACUUGCCUACUCUAUCCAAAACCUUAAACUUUGCUAUGAAGAGAAAUUCAAAACACUCAAAAGGGAGUUAGCUGAAGCCUAUAGCAACCUGCAUGAAAGGGAGAGGGCUCUCAGAGCUAUUGUUGAAGCUUCUAAAGGUCCUGGUUUAAAAACUGUGAUAAAAGAAGCCAAAAAUAAAUUUGGGUUGGGUAAACAGAAGUUAGCUGACAUUCACCCCCCCGAACUCGCUCCCUACAUGGAGCAGAUCAGAAUGGAAGAUGCUAGGGAUAUGGCAGAAGAAAUUGUGGACAGUCACCUGGCUGGUGUAAUGCAAUCCUGUGGUGUUGACUGCAUUGAAUCCAUUGAAAGUGCACAUGAAAACCUGGCCCAUGAGCUUCAGAGGCAAGCGGCAAUCCUACACAAGUAUGCUCAAGAGAUAGAAACCGGUGAAAUCCAUUCUGGGCUGUCGAAAAUGAUCCGUACGGCUUUAGGAAGCCAAAUGUCACAUAACUUGACAGGCACCUCUCUUUGCUUGCGGGAAGCGCUUAUUCAAGCUCAAGUGGCGUAUGUGGCAUGUAAGUUACGGGCCAUGCAUGAACAAGACCUGGGGUUGUGCAAGCAGACCAGUCAAAACAUGGAAGCUCUGGUACAGCAGCACGCCCACAAUGUCACGGCAAUCCAAGAAAAGUAUGAAGCACGUUUACAAAAGGAGCGGCUCAACCUCACACAAACUAUCGCUACUCUCCAAAAUGAGAAUGAGACACUGAAGAGCGAGAUCGGCAAAUAUAUGAACCAGCUCUCCCAACAGCAGGAGCAGGUGACCAUCCUACAGGAUUGUUUCCAGAAGGAGACUGAAGAGUUGAAGGAGAAGCACAAAAAAGAGCUAAGCCAAGUGGAGCAGGGCCGUGUUUCUACAGAGCUGGCCCUCAUGGAGACAGCAGUUGACAGUCAGCAUAAGCUAGAGGAUCUCCUCGUGGACAUGGACUGUAUGGAGGAGCGCCACGAGAGUCUUGUUCGGAAACUGGAGGAGCAGUUUGAGCAGAGAAUCUGUGAGAUCCAGCAUAUCCACAAGGAAGAAAUUGACAAGUUAUACUCUCAGUAUAUAGAAAGCAUCCAGUGUGCCAAAAAGAACGAACCAGACAAACAAAGCCCUGAAGUAUCUCACUCACCUGCAAGUGAAGAGGCUGUAACGCCGAUGGAAGAGGAGGAGCAGGGGAAGGAGGUCGAUGCACGAAACCUGUCAGAGGUGGACUCCAUGGUGGUUCUGAAAGACCGGAUCCACGAACUGGAGACCAAGAUGAAUAGCAUGAGGGAUGAACUGGAGAACAAGCACCUUGAAGGAGAUGUGGCCAGCCUGAGAGAGAAGUACCAGAGAGACUUUGAGAGUCUUAAGGCCACAUGUGAGCGUGGCUUUACUGCAAUGGAAGAGACCCACCAGAAGGUGAUAGAAGACCUCCACCGGCAGCAUCAGAGGGAAAUUUCCAAACUCAUGGAAGAGCGAGAGAGGCUAUUGGCCGAGGAGACUGCUGCCACAAUUGCUGCUAUUGAAGCCAUGAAGAACGCUCACAUAGAGGACCUGGAGAAGACCCAGCGCUCCCAACUGAGUGGACUGAACUCAGACAUUGAUGAACUUCGCUCACAAUACGAAGAGGAGUUGCAGUCCAUCCAAAGAGAACUGGAGGUGUUGUCGGAGCAGUACUCUCAGAAAUGUCUGGAGAACGCUCACCUGGCUCAGGCGCUGGAGGCCGAGAGGCAGGCCCUCAGGCAGUGUCAGAGAGAAAAUCAAGAGCUGAAUGCUCACAACCAGGAAUUAAACAACAGAUUGACUGCAGAGAUCACCCGGAUGCGCUCUUGUUUCAGUGGUGAAACGGCUCAGUCACCACUUACCCAGGGAAAAGAUGUGUACGAACUAGAGGUGCUGCUAAGAAUAAAGGAGUCAGAGAUCCAGUAUCUAAAACAAGAAAUUCACUCUUUGAAGGAUGAGCUGCAAUGUGCUCUAAGGGACAAGAAAUAUGCCACAGACAAGUAUAAGGGUAUCUAUACAGAGCUGAGCAUUGUGAAAGCAAAGGCUGACUGUGACAUCAGUAAACUCAAGGAAAAGUUGCUCACCGCCACAGAAGCUUUAGGGGAGAAGACGGUUGAUGAAACGUCUGGAUACGACAUCAUGAAAUCCAAGAGUAAUCCAGAUUUUCUGAAAAACGAACAAUCCAAGCAAUCAAGAGGUGCGAGGUCAAAGCAACAUGACCCAGACUUGGUUGGUCAGGAUGUUUUUACCAAAAACCUCUUGUGCUGUAAGUUUGUCACGUUUAUUUUGUCCAUUAGUCUGUUACUGAACAGGUGUCUUGGGAUAGCUGACCCUCCCAAUGUGGGAUCAUUUCCCCCUCCCAACCCCUGCCCCAAGAUGUGCUAGUCUUAAGGAAGGACUGACUGUGCAGGAGCGCAUGAAGCUUUUCGAGGCAAAAGACUCCAGAAAGAUUUGAUUAUUAAUAGAUCUGAAGUUUCCUCUCUCUUUCAUGGCUGGGUCUUGGUAUUCGGUCAGAUUUUCACAUCUGUGCCAACAUCGGUUUGGAUUGACCUUUUCGGAUAAGUGACCAUAUUUUUGUUUUACUAACUUACAGAACGAAGCGUCUAUUUUUUAUCAUGACAUGAAUUCAUAAUCUGGCCAAGUUUGACAAGUUAAAAUAAGCUGUGAGAGGGAGAAACAACAGUAUUUAUAUUCAUCCUCCAAAUGCCAAAAUGGACAGCAAUCCACAGAAUAAAUAAUAUAUGUUUCCCAAUAUGAUUUAAGUAUCUGCUGUAUUUUAUUAUUGUUACAGUGUCUAUAUCUAAAGACUUUUAAAUGUGUUGCACCGGUUGUGUUGUACAGAACUACUUGACAUGUGUAGUUUGUGGUUGGUUUGGGCAUCUGCUGUACUAUAACUAUGGUUUGAGUGCUGGUGGUAAGUAAUGUGAUGCUUAACUUGCUCAAGUAUGAGAGUUUUACAGAAGAGUGUCUCUGUGUGAAAGGGGAAAACGGGGUGGGAGGGUGAGAUUGCACUUACCAUUUGACUACUUGAGGAAAUGUGUUUUUAUCGUCUCAUUGGUGUAGUGACUACAAAUCAAUUAUUGCAGUGCAACCAAAUAUCCUGACUUGUGUCAUAGUCAGUGAUUUAUUUUUUUUCUUUAUUUUACCUGGAUCUUAAACCUGGCUUUGUGUUUGCUCAGUUUUGACUUUGUUGUAAAGAUAUUAUCUCAAAAAUACUGAAACAGUUUAGGACCUUGCAUGACUGUACAGCAUAGUUUUGUUUGCAGAUUGAUCAUGUUGCCUCAUUUUUUAUUAUUUUUUUUUUAUGCUUUAGUGUGGAACUAUUGGCACUAAUAAGCUUUUGCUUUCAAGUCCUACUGUUGAUGCUAAGUUUGAAUUGUUUUACUGUAAGCAGCAGUCUGGAAGCACUUGGCCCAGCCUCUGAUCUCUCACUCAAAUUUAGUUGUGCCUCAACUGAGUGAAGAAUAGAAACAUCCAUAAAACCUGUGCAGCUAUUGAUACACACUGUAUAGUAUUCAAACCACGCCUUGUGUAUAUAAAUAUGCCACAUGGAAGACUUCUAUGUUUUGUUUUAAACGUGUACCUUGCAUAGUAGCUCUAUAUGAAAUAUAUGAAUAUUUUUUAUUUUAAUUUGAACGUAUAACAUUAAAUAAAUGAAGUGUUUAAGA
Molecule: messenger RNA, 9515 nt
Organism: Cololabis saira (Pacific saury)
Lineage: Eukaryota; Metazoa; Chordata; Actinopteri; Beloniformes; Belonidae
Gene: mpripa
Product: myosin-9
Exons: 27
Coding region: 679-8232 (2517 amino acids)
Biological process (GO): actin filament organization
Cellular component (GO): actin cytoskeleton
Molecular function (GO): actin filament binding
Source: RefSeq, a predicted model, not a curated record